Messenger RNA from Bactrocera oleae (olive fruit fly), 3774 nucleotides. Its product is annotated as sodium-coupled monocarboxylate transporter 2. The record is from RefSeq and is a predicted model, not a curated record. Gene Ontology annotation, cellular component: membrane. Gene Ontology annotation, biological process: transmembrane transport; sodium ion transport. Gene Ontology annotation, molecular function: symporter activity. NCBI's taxonomy places the organism in Eukaryota, Metazoa, Arthropoda, Insecta, Diptera, Tephritidae.
AACUGAAAGCUCCUCAGCCGGGCAGGUAAAGUCGGUUUAUUAGACACUCACAAAAUUUUGAAUUCCGCCAGUAAAAUAAACGCAUUAGACCUGUCGAGAUGUCAAUCGAAAAUAGUACAUUCGGUGCUGUCGUCCAUCAGUUUAACGAUUUUAGUUUCGGUACUGUCGAUUAUGCCGUUUUCGUGUUGAUGUUAAGUAUUUCACUACUUAUUGGUGUUUAUUUCGGCUUUUUCGGACAUGGGGCGGAUAAUACCGAGGAAUAUUUGCUUGGCGGUAAAAGAAUGAAAACAAUUCCGAUUGCGUUUUCACUUGUAGCAAGUCAAUUAUCGGCGGCUUCGAUGACGGCAAUUCCUGCUGAAAUGUACUCGUUUGGCUUUAACUGGUUUUUCAAUUUGGUCUCUUUGUUUUUAACAAUACCGAUGCUCUGUUGGAUCAUAAUUCCUGUAUUUUAUAACAAUAACCUAUCCAACUGUUAUGAGUAUUUGGAAUUACGUUUCAAUCGCAACACCCGCAAUCUAAUGACGUUCGCUUUCAUGCUUACUCUCUUUUUAAUGAUGCCGGUUUUCAUAUUUAUACCGUCCCUCGCAUUCGCACAAGUAACCGGAAUUAAUAUACAUUGGAUAAAUACCUUUAUUUGCUCAAUCUGCGUUAUUUACACAAUGUUGGGUGGAAUCAAAGCUGUUGUAUGGACUGAUGUGGUCCAGGGUGCAAUAAUGAUUGGAUCCGUGGCGCUCUUCUGUUUUUUGGGAGCACAGAAAGUUGGAGGAUUUAGCGAAGUAAUCAAUAGAGCAGCUAUGGGCGGUCGUUUGAAUGUUGACUUCACUUUUGAUGCCAAAACUCGAAUAACCUUUUGGAAUACCACCAUUAGUGGCUUCUUUUUGUGGACGGCCUAUGUGGGUUUAAACCAGAGCUGUGUACAGCGAGUCGUUGCGCUACCAUCGAUUGAUCAUGUGAGACGUUCGUUGAUUCUUUUUGGACUUGGUGUCUUAGUAAUAGUAGGCCUGAAUUGUUUUGUUGGCAUAACGAUGUAUGCACUAUACUACGAUUGCGAUCCGCUCACCAGUGGUUACGUGCAGAAACAGGAUAAAAUGAUGCCGUUUUUUGUACAGGAUAUAGCCGGUCAUCUUAAGGGUAUGCCGGGCAUUUUUAUCUCUAGCGUCUUCAGUGCGGCAUUGAGUACCAUGUCCGCUAGCUUGAACGCUUUAGCUGGUGUCGUAUAUUUGGAUUACAUCAAACCUCGUAUAAAGCACACUGAGAAGAAAGCUAACUUCAUAAUGCGCGGAUUUAUUUGUGUCUGUGGUAUAUACAGUAUUAUUGCCGGUGUCAUAGUGGAGAAAUUCUCUUCGAUAUUACAAGUGAUAUAUUCAAUUAGUGGCAUAACAUUGGGAUCGGUGUUUGGAGUUUAUCUGUUGGGCAUGUUGAUACCGCGUGCACACGCCAAAGCCGCCUUCUGGUCGGUGCUGGCAAGCAUGACAUCGAUGAUUGUAAUUGUUGUGGGUGCACAAGGACGUCUAAAAUAUAUUGCUUUACCUUCCUCGGUGGAAAAUUGUCCUGCAGCAAAUACUAGUGAAACAUUUUUGUUUAAUACUACAUCAACAACCGUCAAUCUACCAACUUCAUCAGCAAGCGAUAGUUUUAACAUUUUUGAUAUUUCUUUCAAUUGGUACGUUACUGUGGGCAAUCUAAUUGUUUUUCUUGUCGCCCUACCACUCAGUUAUAUUUUGCCCGCUGAGAAGGAUUUCAAAUUAGAUUUAAAGCUUUUAUCGCCUGUGGUGCAUCCAUUUUACAAAUAUAAAUUAACGCAUACGGAAGAACUACCUGAGAUGCAGAAAGUGGUUUUCAAAGAGAAGUUAAAAAUGUCUACCACCACUACUAUUGCUGCCGAGAUUACGAAGAAUAUGGCAGCCACAACCGCUGCAUCUCUGCCGUCUGGUCGAAAUUUCACUUUCGGUGGCGUGGAUUAUGUUGUCUUCAUUUUGAUGUUGGCCUCUUCUGCCGCUGUUGGUAUAUACUUUGGUUUCUUUUCAAAGUCGAAAAAUACCACAGAUGAGUAUCUUAUGGGGGGCAAGCAAAUGAAAGUCAUACCAAUUGCUAUAUCUUUGAUCGCAAGUCAGUUAUCAGCCCUAUCCAUAACAGCAGUUCCUGCCGAGAGCUAUUCCUUUGGUAUAAAUCAGUUCUUCAUCAUAGUAUCCAUGGUUUUCGUGGCUCCACUACUAUGCUACAUUAUUAUACCAGUCUUCUAUGAAAACAACAUUUUCAAUUGUUAUGAGUAUUUGGAAAUGCGUUUCAACAAACGCACUCGACAGCUGAUUACAUUUACAUUUAUUUUAAAUGCCUUUCUGUUAUUACCAGUAAUUAUAUUCAUUCCCGCAUUGGCUUUUGCGCAAGUGACUGGCUUGAAUAUACACGUUGUCAAUGGUGUUGUGUGCUCGAUUUGUGUUUUCUACACAAUGUUAGGUGGCAUUAAAGCUGUUGUGUGGACUGAUGUGCUGCAGGGCGGCAUUGUGCUUUCAUCUGUGAUAUUAGUGGGCAUUUUAGGCACCAUAAAGACCGGAGGAGUCAGUAAAGUUUUUGAAUAUGCUACUGAAGGUGGACGUUUGGAUUUAAACUUAUCACUCGAUCCACGCAUGCGUAUCACGGUCUGGAAUUCACUCAUAUGUGGUGUUAUGAUGUGGACCGGUCAUGUGGGUUUAAAUCAGAGCUGCGUGCAACGUAUUGUCUCACUGCCUUCCCUGAAGCAUGCUCAAAAUGCGCUCUGGUUAACUUGCAUUGGCUUCUUAGCCGUAAUGACCAUAAAUUGUUUCAUUGGCAUUGUGAUGUAUUCUUACUAUCAUGACUGUGAUCCCAUCAAAGCAGGGUUGGUCAAUAAGCCUGAUAAAAUGGUGCCGUUUUUUGUUCAAGAUAUCAUGGGGCAUCUAAUUGGUAUGCCUGGUUUAUUUAUAUCUUGCGUCUUCAGCGCCGCACUCAGCUCCAUGUCCGCCAUGUUGAACUCCCUGGCCGGUGUGGUGUAUUUCGAUUAUAUUAAGCCCCAUAUUAAGAAAUACCGCUCGGAUGAACGUGCGAAUUUCAUAAUGAAGCUCAUUAUUAUCGCAAUGGGUUGCUAUUGUGUCGUUGGUGGUAUGAUAGUAGAACGUUUCGAUUCCAUACUACAGCUGGUAAUAACAAUUACUGGUAUCAAUACCGGUUCCGUAGUCGGUGUUUUUUUGCUGGGCAUGCUUGUACCCCGCACUAACGGCAAGGUGGCCGUGGCUUCGAUUAUUUUCAGCAUUUUAAGCAUGUUUUGGAUUAUCAUUAAUGGUCAGAUUCGUGCUAGAGAAGGCGCUAUUCGUUACACACCGCUACCCUCAAAUAUUGAAGGAUGUCUAGCACACAAUUUACAAGUCUUGGCUAAACCUAUUUCGAACGUUACGAACGAGGGAGUAGAGGAGCCAAAGGUCACCACAGCUUUUGGUAGUAAUCGUGAAUUUUCGAUUUACGAAAUAUCCUUUUAUUGGUACAAAGUUGUUGGAGUUUUACUUGUCUGGCUAUUGGCCAUACCGCUAAGCUAUAUUUGGCGGCGAGAUGAAACCGAUAAAAUUGAUCCACAUCUUUUCUCACCAUUCGUACGGCGUUUCUUAAAAGGAAGUUCACCUGUGGAAAUGGAAGAGUUCCCUCUAAAAACACCCACUGCAGCAGAAGAGAGGGAAACCAAUGGCGGUACAACAAUUCUGAUGCAGGAAAAAUUCGAAAAUAGCAAUUAAUAAAACCAAAUAGUAUAAUUAAUUAAAUAAAAAA